UCGUGACCUAAUACCACUGACACUUUCUUUGGUUGAGACAAGCACGCCUGACCUAGUUCGGCAGUUAUCUAAACAAGAAGAUAAAAAUACAUUGAACAACACCACUGACAUUCAACAUGGCCACAGAAAAAUCCGCCAUGGAUCCCAACCUUGAAGAGCUGCCUGAUCUGAGAAAUUCGAAAGGACACGGAUUCCUCUGUUUCCAGCAUGAUGGGUUGUACCUCUUCGUGCUGCCUCCACAAAUAAUGAAGGGACGCAGAAAUACAGACACAGUCAAAACUGUCACAGAAGCCGAACUGAAGGAUGAUGACAUCAUUAUUUGUGCGUAUCCCAAAUGCGGAACCCAUUGGCUGUGGGAAGUCAUCGAGAUGCUGAUCAGUGGGACCAUCAAGUAUCAAAAGGAUGUGAAAGAGACCCGGAUGAUGGAAUUCAUCUUCAAGGAAGGAAUAGAAGCAGUGCCGCCUCCACGGGUAUUCAACACACACCUUCCUCUGCGCAUGCUUCCCAAACAGGUCGUGGAGAAGAAGGUCAAGUGUAUUCAGAUCAUGCGCAACCCUAAAGAUGCCUGUGUGUCCUUUUUUAACCACUGCAGAAAUCUGGUUGAACCGCAAGGUUAUGAAGGAGACUUCGCGGAGUUUACCGAGGCGUUUUUGUCAGGGAAACUACCGUUUGGAUCCUAUUCCACCUAUCUGCUAACGUGGAAAGCUGAAGUGGCAGCUUCGCAAGAAUUCCCUGUUCUUAAUCUGUUUUAUGAGGAAAUGAAAUUUGACCCUGUCAAGAGUGUUAAAGACAUCGCCAAGUUUCUACGCCUGAAAUCUACAGACCAGUUCUGUGAAGAGGUUGCGGCUGCUUGUUCCUUUAAGAAAAUGAAAAAAGUUGACGAGGAAAUGAAAGGUGACCUUCCCUUCAAGAUAUGGAAAGAUGGCUCUGACGGGACGUUCUACAGGAAAGGUGAGAUCGGGGACUGGAAGAAUUGGUUCACUGUGGCAGAAAACGAGAAAUUUGAUCAAAUAUGGAACGAGAAGAUGAAGGAUUCUGGAUUCGAGUUUACCUAUACACCGGUGUGAGGUCAUACCAAAUACAUGGGUUUCAUGUGAACCGGUAUCUAGUGAAAUGUAUGAUACUCAAGAAGCUGAGUGUGCAGUGCCAAUUUGCUUCAUAAAACACUUCGCAGAAGUACAGGGGAUUAUCUGCGGAUAUUUACAAACGUAAUUGCCCCAACAUUUACCGCCCUCCUGAUCUAAAGUUAAAGCAUUUCAGGGCGACUUUUAUAUCCAAGAGAUA
This is a messenger RNA of Haliotis rufescens (red abalone), 1284 nucleotides long. Its product is annotated as sulfotransferase 1B1-like. Gene Ontology annotation, molecular function: sulfotransferase activity. The coding region runs from base 117 to 1067 and encodes 316 amino acids. NCBI's taxonomy places the organism in Eukaryota, Metazoa, Mollusca, Gastropoda, Lepetellida, Haliotidae. The transcript has 6 exons. Gene Ontology annotation, cellular component: cytoplasm. Gene Ontology annotation, biological process: sulfation. The record is from RefSeq and is a predicted model, not a curated record.